UUUAAACGUUUUUGAUGGAUGCUUUUUGACGACUCUGCGGUCCAUGAAAAGUGAAUCUCAGCCAGGAAUACUUUUGGAGCAGCUGAGUGGGUACUUGUCGAUAAAGGACCGACACAAUAUACGAAUAAAAGCGUUAUCCGAGACACCAUGGUCCGCCGCGUAGCAGUGAUUGGGGCAGGUUCCUCAGGACUAGCCUCCAUCAAAUGCUGCCUGGAUGAGGGGCUUGAGCCCAUCUGCUUUGAGAGCAGCGAUGACAUCGGGGGACUGUGGAGGUACAAGGAGAAACCAGAGCCUGGACGAGCCAACAUCUAUCGCUCACUCAUUUGCAAUAGCUCCAAAGAAAUUAUGUCGUACAGUGACUUCCCUCCCCCAGCUCACUUCCCCAACAAUAUGCACCACUCCCAGCUCCUGCAGUACUUGCACCUCUAUGUGGAACAUUUUGUUCUCCUACAGCAUAUCAGAUUCCAGACCACUGUCAGCUCUGUGAAGCAGGGUCCGGACUUCUCUCAUUCAGGCCAGUGGGUGGUGGAGACUGAGAAAAAAGGGGGUGGCAAGGAGAGUGAUAUCUUUGAUGCUGUGAUGGUCUGUACAGGACAUUACACACAGCCUCACCUUCCAUUGAAUGAAUUCCCAGGCAUAGACACUUUUGCCGGGAGGUAUUUCCACAGUUGGGAAUAUGAUUUUGCCCAGGAUCUCCUGGGGAAGAGGAUUGUUGUUGUUGGAAUUGGGAAUUCUGGAGGAGACAUAGCCGUAGACAGCAGUAGAGUUGCAGAGCAGGUAUACCUCAGCUCUCGACGAGGUGCCUGGGUGGUGAGUCGCAUUGGUGACAAUGGACUUCCUUCUGAUUUUCUAAAAGGUGCCCGUCUGUCUAUGCUUGUGCAGAAAUAUCUGCCAUCUUUGGCAGACCGUCUUAUGGCACAGAAAAUCAACCAGCACCAUGACCACCGUCUAUAUGGACUACUGCCAUCACACGGGUUUUUUCAACAGAUCCCUGUUGUGAAUGAUGACCUACCUGGUCGCAUCAUCUCGGGAAGGGUGGUGAUGAAGCCCAAUGUGAGGGAGUUCCGAGGCUCCAGCGUGGUGUUCGAGGAUGGGUCUGUGGUGGAAAAAGUGGAUGUGGUGGUGUUUGCCACAGGCUACAAUUAUGACUUUCCCUUCCUGCCCUCGUCUAUAAAGACCCAGGCUGGUUAUCGACUGUCUCUUUACAAACACAUCUUCCCACCCAGUCUUGAGCGCCCUACUCUGGCAGUGAUUGGAUUUAUUCAUGGCCUGGGAGCCAUAAUGCCCCUGGCAGAGAUGCAAGCACGAUGGGCAACUAGGGUCUUUGCAGGGUUGCAGAAACUGCCACCAGAAAAAAGCAUGCUUCUGGACAUUGAGAAAGAGACUGGGAAAAUGCAUCAAAGGUUUGUCUGCUCUAAGCGCAACCCUCUUCAAGUGCAUUACAUCCCUUACAUGGACGAGCUGGCGAAGCAGGUGGGAGUAAAGCCCAACUUCCUUGGUCUGCUGCUGCGAGACCCUCGUCUGGGUCUCAGUGUGCUGCUGGGUCCCUGCACCCCGUACCAGUAUCGGCUGUGUGGACCGGGACAGUGGGCAGGGGCUCGCCAGGCCAUCCUCACACAGUGGGAGCGGGUGAUCCACCCAUUUAAAACACGCACUAUACCAGAGCCCCAACUCUCUUCUCGGCCUCUGUUGCUCACUGUCUCUUGCGCUGCGCUUGUGUUUGCUGCCAUCUACUCUCAACACAAAAACCAUUCUGUCCUGCCAGACCCUACAGGCCUCCUGAACAGACUCUGCUCUCUACCAGGGAUGAUGUGGAGGAUGUGCCACUGAACGCAGGGCUUUAAAGAUUAACAUGGUCUUAAAUACAAUUACAAUGUAAGUUUCCAAAAUAUCAUCCAUACAUUAUCUUAACCCACUUAUCCUGAACAGGGGGGGGCAUUCACUCACACACACACACACACACUCAUACCCAGGGCAAUUUAGAUUCUCCAAUCAGCCUAGCCUACAUGUCUUUGGACUGUGGGAGGAAACCCACACGGACACUCCGCUUCUCAUUGGCCUCCACUGGCUUCCUAUUGCCGCACGCAUCCGUUUCAAGGCCCUAGUGUUGGCAUUUCAGGCUGCUAAGGGGACUGCCCCACCUUACAUACAAUCCCUGAUCACUCCCUACUCCCCAGCUAGACCACUCCGGUCUGCCAGCUCUGGUCGCCUUACGGUUCCCUCUCUACGUGCACCUGGCGGUCGAGCUGCACGUUCACGCCUGUUUUCCGUUCUGGUUCCUCAGUGGUGGAAUGACUUGCCUACCACUGUUAGAACAGCAGAAUCCCUCCCCCUAUUUCGACGCAGACUCAAAACCCACCUUUUCAAACUCUACCUUAGUCCUCCCUCCUGAUUUCCCCUGCCCCUCCUUUCUGAUAUCCCUAUCCUUGUCUAACCCCCCCCCAAAAAAAUAAAAUAAAAUAAAAUUAAAAAAAACCAACUAUGACAACUAUGUUUAGAACAGCAUUUCCUGUGUAUUUUGCUAGUUUCUGGAUGUGAUGCUCUGACUUAUGAUAGAACCUAUGCACUUGUAAGUCGCUUUGGAUUAAAAGCGUCUGCCAAAUGACUAAAAUGUAAAUGUAAAUGUAAAUGAACAUGAACAUGGGGAGCAUACAAACUCCACACAGAGAGGCCCUGGCCGACCGGGAUUCAAAUCCAGGGCCUCCUUGCUGUGAGGCGGCAGUGCUAUCGACCGCACCAUCCGUGCCGCCCUUCCAAGAUUUCAUUAGACUUAAAUUGAUUAUUUGUGUUACAAAGGUCUAUGUAGUUUAGAAUGUAGCCUAUUGUUUUACUGUCUGUUGUCUGUUUUCCCUUUAAAAUAUAUUGCAAAACCUGUACACAUAGCCAACAUGUUAAUGUAGUAUGCAUGUGGAUGGUUUACUUUGAAAUAAAAGCCAGCAUUUUUUCCAGA
This is a messenger RNA of Conger conger (European conger), 2950 nucleotides long. RefSeq names its product flavin-containing monooxygenase 5-like. The transcript has 9 exons. Gene Ontology annotation, molecular function: flavin adenine dinucleotide binding; NADP binding; N,N-dimethylaniline monooxygenase activity. The coding region runs from base 148 to 1830 and encodes 560 amino acids. NCBI's taxonomy places the organism in Eukaryota, Metazoa, Chordata, Actinopteri, Anguilliformes, Congridae. The record is from RefSeq and is a predicted model, not a curated record.